UGUGCAUGUUCAUGCACGGAACUUCUUCGACCUUCAAGUUGGAGGCACCAUCUGUUUCCUCGGCGGAACGGCGGACUCUCGGCUAGUUGCCCCAAUGUUGCCCGUGUGUCCACGAUGGCGCCUCUCCCUUGUUCGCUUCUCCCACCAAGGUACGAGAUCAAGCUGUGCCUCGUGCUGGAUCUUCCGGUUGGCGUCAAUUUCGCCCAACGUUGUAUCCUGCCAUCGUGCCGUAGUCGAUGAAGCUCAGAACCACGUCACCGUGACUUGCUGAGUUGGAAUGACAGAGCCUGAAGGUUGUGGCUCCAAGUCCGUGAACCAUGGCCAACGCUGCGACGUUGAGACCGCUCUAUCCGCCCGUACCCCUUCCUAUCAACGAACGACAAGCUAGUAUCGUAGUUAUUCAAGGAGUUGGUACACUGAAGCCCGAUGAUUGGGUUCAUGACAGCAAGAAAUGGCUCCAAGAACUCGCCGUGGAUUGCGGUGGGCGAGUCCAGCUUCUAGCCUACGACUACACCAUUCCCAUAUCCUCAGAGAAGCGCAAAUCUUCCGAGAGACGCAAACCGUCGGAGACUACAGUCCUUCAGCAGGUAAUUGCGCGGGGUGACGGGCUGUUGGAAUGUCUCCAAACGCUUGUUUCACGGAAUGAUGAAUCUCAGAAACAUCCCGUAUUUUUCAUCUGCCACAGCCUGGGCGGGGUGAUCUGGAAAAAGGCAGUCUGCAUUCUGAAAGAGCGGUUCUUCGAGCACCGCCACAUUCUCGAAGUCACCAAAGGCGUGUUAUUCCUUGGGACGCCUCACGUUCCUGAUGGCGUGGGCUCGGAAAAGAACCUCGUCGAACGGAUCCUCCGGUCAGCACAGAAAAAAGGCCUUCGGGAAAGUGCUCUCAGACCUGCUCAAGACAAUGAUCUCCUCGCCAAGCUGAGCCGGGACUUUGAGAGUACAGGGCUUGAUGUGCCAAUACUCUCGUGCUACGAAACCAGACCAUCUGAAAUCUACGGAAACGUGUUUGCGAGGGUCCUGACGAGACUGGCGACUCGCACACCCUCUCGCGCAAUUAUCGUGCCUAUGAAACUCUGCAAGAUUGGGUUCCCCGCAGAAAAGCUCAUCGAGAGGGACUGCGCACACCAUGAGCUUUGUAGGGUCCCGCCAGCCGAGCCCCUGUAUCACGCUGUGUGUAGCUCGGUCAAGGAAAUUAUCGCCAACGCCCAGGCGCCCGAGGAGGAACCGCGUGGCGGAAGCGCUCUUGCUGGGCUAGAGCUCUUGACGCUGCGAAGCCAGAGCCUCCAAGGGGCGGUUGGGCGCGGUAAUAGACUGCUGCAGCCCCCAGACGCCAAUCCGUCACCCCAGAACUCAAGUCUGAGGACUCCCAUGGACAGCCGCGAAGCCGCGAAGGGGUCAGCAACGGAGGCAUCCUUUGAGAUAGUUUACCCCCCGUUCGACCCCGUGAAGAAGGACCUAACACUGCCAUGCUUCACCAUGGGGGCCUAUCAGAAAAACCCCAAGUUCUUCGGGAGGGGGGAAAUCCUCCAAACGAUCGACGAGGUCCUGCUCCCGGAUGGUGGCCCAGGCGCUGAGGGCAUGGAAUAUAAUAACCUCAAAUUCUUCGCCUUGUGUGGGCUGGGUGGCGUUGGGAAGACGCAAAUCGCCGUCGAGUAUGCCUACUCUCGGAGGGACAGAUUUGACGCCGUGUUUUGGGUUGCAGCCGACGACAAGAACAUUCUCACACAAGAGUUCGCCCAUAUCGCCGUCAGCCUUGGGCUGGUUGACCAGGACGCGGCACAAGACCUGCAGGACUGUUGCCAUCAGGUCAAGGGGUGGCUCUCGAACCCCGUCCGGUCGCACGACACGGUACAACAGCCAUCGAACGAGGCGUCGUGGCUUCUGAUCUUCGACAACGUGGACAAGGUCGAGGUCCUGGAAGACUUUUGGCCCAGCACGGGCAUCGGUUCGGUGCUGCUCACAAGCCGGGACGGAGCUGCCAAGUCGCAGCCCUUCACGACCAAGGAAGGCAUUGACCUAGAGCCUUUCACAAAGACAGAGGCAGUUGGCUUCAUCGAGGCACUAGAUUCCCGGGCUUCCCAGGCGACGCAAGCAGAGUUCGUCGGCGAGAUCGUCGACAGGCUGGGUCACUUUCCUCUCCUCGUCGAUCAAAUCCCCGGCAUCAUGGACCGAGAGCGGCUCUUUUCGUACGAGGACCUCCUCCGCCUCCUGAAGGAGAACGGCGUCGAGAAGGUGGGCAAAGGCGGGUCGCAGUCGGCCCAAAUUUUCUCGGCCUUUACCAACAUUGGCCUUGGUGGCCUGUCGGCAGCAAGCCUCAGCUUACUGGAGAUGCUCUCGUUCCUGGAUCCCGACAGGGUCCCAGUGAGAAUCCUUACCGAGCCGCUUGGGAAAUUCACCAUCAGCGACUUUCCCGCUACCUUUUUGGAUUACUGCAAGGCGCGAGCGCAGCUAGUUAUGUCGUCCCUCAUCAAUCACAACACCAACGAGAGGGAAGACGAGAAACAGGAAGGGAAGAAGAAGCAGGAGGAAAAUGAGGUAGGGGAGCAGAUACGGUUGCACCGCAUCGUCCAGGAUGUAGCACGAGGCCACAUGACUAAGACGCGGUACCUCGACAUGCUGGAAUUCACUAUCCGUGCCGUGUCUCUCGUUUGGCCUUUCGGCGAGCUGGUCGAUCGUUUCAACAGCGCGAGGUACACGGACUGCAAAACAUAUUUCCCUAGCGUCACCAGGUUGAAAAUCGCACUCGAAGAGACCUAUCGGCCCGAGACCGAGGUCUGCCGGAACCCGGAUAUCAGCGCCAAAUUGCUCAACGACGCAGGAUGGUACUGGUUUGAGAGAGGGAACCCGCAAGAGGCAAAGGAGUAUUUCAGGUUGACCGAGCUGCUGUACGCGCGCGCAGCAGACAUGAAGACGCCCGAGAGGACCUACAUGCUCCGACGAGCCAAUCUCAACCACGCCACGGCUAGCAUGGAAACCAACGACCCGGAAGACUGCUUGGCACGGUACCGAAGAUGGCUUGACGACUCCGAGUCGUCACAGCUAGAGUCUGGUCUCGAGGAGGGCAAGUACCGGUACGAAGUCGCCUGCAUCUACAACGAGGCGGGUGUCGCAUACGCCAUGAACAACAUGAUAGAUGAGGCGAUUGAGCACUUCAACAAGUCGGUUAGCCUGUUUCAAGAGCUCGACGACUAUGACGAAACGAUGCUAAACUGGCCGGUUCCAAAUCUUGGCUUCAUGUACUGGAUGCAGAAGAAUUAUGAUGAAGCCGAGCGGGUACUCCUGGGGAUUCUCGAAGUUCACGAGAGGGAAUACGGCGUUGACGACACCAGGUCAUUCAAGACCGGAAAGAUGAUGUACGCACUCGGAAAUGUGUACACAAGUAUGGGCUCCCUAGAACAGGGGUUCGCCUUUCACAUUCGGUGUUUAAAGCAGUACCGAGCCACCUUGGGUGAUAAGCAUCACCGAGUUGGGGAUGUGUCCCAUCGGCUAGCAGACCACUACAUACGGCUGGGCAACUUCCCGGAAGCUGAAAAAAUGAUCAAGCUAUGUCUUGACAUAUUCUCCAGCCGCCCGUAUUACAAGAACGAGCUAGCCAGGACGACAUACAAGCAGGAGCAGAUGUUGCGUGCCAUGGGAAAAGAGGAACAGGCCGAGGAGCGGCAUCAAGAGGCCUUUCGUCUUUACCGAGAGCUUGUUCCGGGUGAUGGGCGGACGAUCGAUGAGCUGUCAGAAGCCGAUUAUGACGACUUGGUAAUAUUUUGGUCUCGUUAAAAAUCGCAAUUGGGAGAUUGGGAGCGGUUCAGCGAUGGGCUUAACUCUCGUCACUCCGAUUGUGUCACUUGAUCGGGACGAGGAAAAUUCGAAAAGAUGGACAGACAUGGUUGAACGAUAUAAGAAGGGCGGGGAGCAUUGGGUCAGACGUCACCGCGUAACUUCCCUCGACGAAUAACCUCCGUAAGAAGCCCCUCAUCUGAUAAAUCAAGCCGUGGAAUGUGGUCUAAGGCGUAAAUAAAAACGUGAA
Messenger RNA from Chaetomium fimeti, 4020 nucleotides. RefSeq names its product tetratricopeptide repeat domain-containing protein. Lineage: Eukaryota; Fungi; Ascomycota; Sordariomycetes; Sordariales; Chaetomiaceae. The record is from RefSeq and is a predicted model, not a curated record. Gene Ontology annotation, molecular function: ADP binding; protein binding. The coding region runs from base 318 to 3770 and encodes 1150 amino acids. The transcript is spliced from 9 exons.